AUGGCCCCCCGCCCCUGGACCCGCGCCGGCCCCCUGCUGGCCGCCGCCGUCCCGUACGCCGCGCUCGCGGCGGCGUACUCGUUCAACAUCAAGAACACCCCGCGUCAGUGCGAGGACCUCGAGCUCGACAUCACCGGCACGGGCUCGCCGCCGUACAGCGCACUUAUCAUUCCCACUGGGCCGACCCCGCUCGCGAACCUAGUCGAGGCACGGAAGAUCACGAACGUGGCGUUCAAUGGGACGAACACGACGGCGACGUUCCAGCUGAAGUUUCCGGAGAACUCGCAGUUCGUGGUCGUGGUCAGCGACAGUACAGGUUUCGGCACUGGCGGAACUAGUGCAAUCGCCACAACAUUAUCCGGCGUAGACGGGUGCUUCGACAACACAACCUCAGUACAACCCGCCUUCCUCUUCCAUACCCAGCCCGACGGUAUCCUCCUCACUUGUUCUGCAUCCCGCAUAUGGUGGCUACCCGGCGAUGUUCAAGGAGAUACGUCAUUUCAGGGCGUCAUCCCCGGCGGCGAAUCUUUCCAGAUCCCUGUGGGGACGUUGACGAACGUAACAGGCACGGGCACUGGGUUUGACUGGACGCCCGCUAUCCGCAGUGGCACCAACUUGCUCCUAGUCGGCGGAGACAGCCGAGGCCUUGGCUCUGCAGGCAGCAAUGCGUACACCUUGCAAUCAGGGAGCAGCGUCUCGUGCGUAAAUAGCACUUCUCCAUCGUCGACACCCGGCUCCCCCGCUGGAGGGAGCUACCCCACCUCGACCGACGGCUCUGGUAUCAAUACCGGGAGCAGCAGCAGCAACUCUAAGACCAACGUCGGCGCCAUCGUCGGUGGCGUGAUCGGAGGCGUCGUCGGCGCCAUCGCCCUCGGGCUCGUGCUCCUCUUCGCCGUCCGGCGACAACGCUUCCACAACAAGGGCACGAAGGAGCGCCCCGUCGACCUCCUCCAAGACCAGGACAACGAGGGCGCCGCCGGCGACGGCCGCCCGCCCGAGUACUACCGCCCCGAGCCGUUCCUCCUCCCCGACCCCACCGUCGCCUCGACGGUGCACGACGAUGCAGGCCGGCCGAGCGCAGACCACCGACAGUCGUAUCUCUCCCAAUCGAGCACGUCGGAGACGGGCGGGGCGGCGGGGGUGCUCCGCCCGCCGCCAUCGACCGCCCCGUCGUCGAAUACACGCAAGAGUGCUGCACCGCCGACGUUCCGCCCGGUGAACAUCAUCCAGCAUGAUGAUGCGGGCCCGUCGGAACCGCCCCCGCCGCCUGCGGAGGAGCCGGAGACGAUCGAGCUCCCGCCGGCGUACACCAAUAUCCGCCGGAAUGAGAUCCCGUCGCCGAAAGAUGAAGAUGAUGAGGCAACGGGCGGUGCUGGGGCGACUGGGGCGACGACGCAGGUGCCCCAGGCUGCAGCAUGA
This is a messenger RNA of Trametes versicolor FP-101664 SS1, 1419 nucleotides long. RefSeq lists its product as uncharacterized. The record is from RefSeq and is a predicted model, not a curated record. NCBI's taxonomy places the organism in Eukaryota, Fungi, Basidiomycota, Agaricomycetes, Polyporales, Polyporaceae. Bases 1 to 1419 code for a protein of 472 amino acids. The transcript is spliced from 4 exons.